CGCCGAUUCUCCGUUGCCGCCUCAACCUCUGUAGGUCUUCAGAGUCAUGACCCAGAUAAUUUAAAGCCCUUCUUAAUGAAAAGUGUUCGAUGCAGCCUUGCAACACAGCAGUAGGUGGACCAGCAAAUUCCAAACUUGUACAUGAAGUGGAUGCCCUUGGUGGUGAAAUUGGGAAGAUUUCUGAACGAUUUCAAAUAAUUUGUGCUUGUCUCCUUCCAAAGCCGCAGCAGCCUUUGCCUCACCCGUCCCUUCUUCACCUGCAACCUCUCCUGCUGAUUCUCCGUAGCUGCCUCAACCUCUCCAGAAAACAGAGCAAGGGUAACAAACUCCUUCAAAAGCAACACAAGUGGAUGUCCAAUGCCAGCCAUUUAUAAUCCUUUGAAGCUUCAAAUUUUGUGUUUCAGAUGUUUUCUUAGAAACAUGUCAUCGUCAUCUUCUUCAUUGUCGUCGUCGUCAGCAUCAUCAUCUUCUUCAUUGUCGUCGUUGUCGGCAUCAUCAUCAUCCAUUGCAACUCCAUCCCAUAAGCACAUAGCCCAUCUUCUGUUAGACCAAAAAUCAGCAUCCCAAGCCCUCCAAACCUUCAAAUGGGCCUCCAAACUCCCCAACUUCAUCCACUCUCCCUCCACUUACCGUGCUCUCAUCCACAAGCUAUGCACAUUCCACCGCUUUGACACUGUUCACCAAUUGCUCGACGAAAUGCCAACCUCAAUUGGGCAACCCCCAGAUGAAGACAUCUUUGUCACCAUCAUUCGAGGUCUCGGCCGUGCCCACAUGGUAAAACAAGUUAUCAACGUGCUUGACUUGAUUUACAAGUAUGAAAAAAUGCCUUCUUUGAAGGUAUUCAAUUCCAUACUUGAUGUUCUUGUGAAGGAAGAUAUAGAUAUAGCUAGGGAGUUUUAUAGGAAGAAGAUGAUGGAAAGUGGCAUUCAAGGCGAUGACUAUACUUUCGGUAUCUUGAUGAAAGGACUUUGCUUGACGAAUCGAAUUGGUGAUGGUUUUAAGCUUUUGCAAGCGAUGAAGUCUCGGGGAAUUACCCCAAAUACUGUGGUCUAUAACACGUUGCUUCAUGCACUUUGCAAGAACAAGAAAGUUGGGAGAGCGAGAAGCUUGAUGAAUGAGAUGGAAGCGCCCAAUGAUGUGACUUUUAAUGUUUUGAUAUCUGGUUAUUGUGGAGAAGAGAAUUUAGUGCAAGCUCUUGUUUUGCUAGAGAAGUGCUUUGGUUUGGGGUUUGUGCCUGAUAUUGUCACUGUAACUAAGGUGUUGGAAAUUCUUGGCAGUGAUGGCCGUGUAAUGGAGGCUGUCAAGGUUAUAGAGAGAGUGGAGAGCAAGGGAGGAUUGGUGGAUGUUGUAGCUUAUAACACCUUAAUUAAGGGUUUCUGUAGAUUAGGGAAAGCAAAACUCGGUCUUCGCAUUGUGAAGGAGAUGGAGAGAAAGGGAUGCCUUCCAAAUGUUGAUACUUACAAUGUAUUGAUCUCUGGUUUUUGUGAGUCUGGGAUGUUGGAUAUGGCGCUUGAUAUGUUUAAUGAUAUGAAAACAGAUGGCAUCAACUGGAAUUUUGUUACGUAUGAUACAUUAAUUAGAUAUUUGUGUUCAGGAGGAAGGACGAAAAAAGGGUUUGAAAUUUUGGAAUUAAUGAAUGAAAGAAAAGGUGGUUCCCUUGGCCAAAUUUCUCCUUAUAAUAGUGUGUUAUAUGGCCUGUAUAAGGAACAUCGUUUGGACGAAGCACUUGAGUUUCUAACCAAUAUGGGGAAACUAUUUCCUAGAGCUGUUGAUAGAAGCUUGAGAAUUUUAGGUUUCUGUGAGGAGGGUGACACAGAGAAUGCCAAGAGAGUUUAUAAUCAGAUGCUUAUGGAAAGGGGAGUUCCAAGUGUUUUUAUUUAUGACUGUCUAAUCCAUAGAUAUUGCCAAGAAGGGUGUAUUAGUGAAGCCUUUGAGCUAUUGAAUGAGAUGAUUGCUCAUGGUUACUUUCCUCUUGCGUUGACAUUUAAUUCUCUGAUAAGUGGGUUUUGCGAGCAAGGAAAAGUUGGUAGUGCACUGAAGCUCCUGGAAGACAUGGUUGGGAGAGGUUGUUCACCCGAUGCUAGAAGUUAUAGUCCUUUGGUGGCCGCUCUUUGCCAUAUGGGGGAUUUUCAGAAAGCUUUGAGACUUGUUUUGCAAAUGGUAGAGAAGGGUAUCAUUCCAGAUUAUUUUACGUGGAACUCGUUGCUUAUUUGUUUAAGUCAAGAGACUGUAUGGUUGAAGGGCAAAAGUAUAUUGGAUGUAAAUAACUUGGUACACUGUAUUAUCGAGAAUUAAAUACAUGCCAGGGUUGAUGGCACUUUGUUGAAAUUAAUGUUUAAAGCCACAAUUCUUAACUUAGUGAUAGCUUAACAGUGGCUUGCCUUUAUCAAGAUCUGGAAAUUCCUGCUUGCUUAUUUUGAAAGAAAAUUGGGAUUGGCUAAUGACAAGAUUGCUGAUUUAUCUGGUGGCUGUUCCGAACUUGCAUUUGGCACGUGCUGAACUUGAGGGGCUCCAAAACUGAGAAAAGAACUAGGUAGUGACUCAUAAGUUAUAAGGCCUGUGGAAAUCUUUGUUAGAAUAGGAUAUUUCUCUGUUCUCGUUUCAAUCAGUUUCUAAAGGGUAAUAAUGGGGAGGGAACAAAUAUACAAAGUAGGAAUGCCAGAAAAUGCAAAAGGCAUCUCCUACUUUCAAACCAGUCGGCAGACACUUGUGAUAGUUUUGAAGCUUUUUGAGCUGGUGGGAUUAUGAGUCCUCAAAUAGAUUCUGGAACAUCAUACACCAGAAUUGCUUUGAUCAUGUUCAGCUCUUGCUUCUGUUAAGCGUACAGUUUGGGCAUUGUAGUGCAUUUUUGCUUGACAGUUUACGUUACACAGUUGAAUGCAGGUUGGAGUUGAAUCCUAUGAAAUGUAUUGAGCAGAGUGGAAUUUUCCACACCUAGCAAGGCGCACAAGGGUUAGUAGUAAGAAACCGCAGAGACA
Molecule: messenger RNA, 2978 nt
Organism: Prunus dulcis (almond)
Lineage: Eukaryota; Viridiplantae; Streptophyta; Magnoliopsida; Rosales; Rosaceae
Product: pentatricopeptide repeat-containing protein At2g17525, mitochondrial
Exons: 6
Coding region: 358-2295 (645 amino acids)
Molecular function (GO): protein binding
Source: RefSeq, a predicted model, not a curated record